CUCRACCCAUUGACACGGGAGGACUUCCAAUGGUUGCCUCUUCCCCCAUMUGGUUCCUUGCCRAAGCCGCAUUGCAACGCCCUAAUGGCRGAGCUACGCAACUACUUGCACGCUGCAGUACCAGCUCCGUURAUGGAAAACGGAGUAGCGGUUGUUGAMCUUCGYGAGUACAUUGCGAAGAUUGACCGCGAGUAUGCCACGCAACGGUACGACGAYACCGACGCACCGUUACUCUACGUUCGCAUUCAGAUCGGGAAGGCGACCUGCAGUGCCUUGAUUGAUUGUGGAGCUACUUGCAACUACAUCAGUCAGGAUUUCAUGACCCGCGUCGACCUUGGGCCRCRCGUUCGAAGGAAAUCGCAGCCUACGCAAGUCACGUUGGUCGACGRUCGUACGCACAAGUCCAUUGACUGGUGCAUUGACUCCGUCCCCGUGUACUUCGCCUCRCUUGCACGCGAGGCCGUGUCCUUCGACAUAUUGGACACAAAGUUCGACAUGAUMUUGGGCAUGUCAUGGCUGCRCAACGAGGACCACCCGGUGAACUUCUAUCGCCGCACCGUUCACRUUYGUGACCGGAACGGGGUACUUGUGCYAUGUAYGGUYCCCCCACCUCAUCCUUCGAUUGGUUGUCACGUGGUCUCCGCGGCAAGCAUUCGCAACUCCAUCGCACGGAACGACGUGGMGGAAAYRGGCAUUUGUUUCUUGCACGCCCUCCCUCCUCCCGACGAGYCAGCGGCGGAACAGCCACCGGAUCCAYGCAUURUACAGCUUCUUGACUCCUAUGACGACGUYUUUGAAGCCCCCGYAGGAAUCGUACCGAAUCGGCCAAUUYGUCACGAGWUCAUCCUCGAAGAYGGGGCCGUACCUCCRCGCGGAUGUAUUUACCKCAUGAGCGAGGAGGAACUCGAAGUGCUUCGAAUGCAACUCGAUGACCKCAUURACAAGGGYURGAUUCGCCCUAGCUGCUCGCCCUAUGGUGCACAUGUUCUCUUCGUUCGGAAGAAGAACAAGGAGCUAYGUUUAUGCAUUGACUAUCGCAAGCUUAAUGCUCAAACMAUUAAGAAURUCGGCCUGCUUYCACGCAUCGACGAUCUUCUUGAACGUUUGGGCGGCGCCGGCGCCAAGUAUUUCUCCAAGUUGGACCUCAAAUCCGGUUACCACCAGCUCGAGAUCCAUCCAAGAGAUAGGUACAAAACCGCGUUCAAGACACGGUACGGGCACUUCGAGUGGGUCGUAAUGCCAUUCGGCCUCACGAAUGCCCCGACCACCUUCCAAGCGGCAAUGACAACGGAGUUUCGCGAUAUGUUGGACCRGUUCGUGCUCAUCUACCUCGAUGACAUCUUGGUGUAUAGUCGAACUUUGGACRAGCACAUCGUGCAUCUACGUGCUGUUUUGGACAGGCUUCGUGCGGCCAAGUACAAGGCCAACCGAGCCAAGUGCGAAUUCGCACAGCAGGAGCUCGAGUACUUGGGCCACUUUGUGACGCCGCAAGGCAUCAGUCCGCUUGCGGACAAGAUCAAGGUCAUUCAGGAUUKGCCGGAACCGACCAACACCACGGAGGUUCGCUCUUUCAUGGGAUUGGYCGGGUACUACCAACGCUUUAUCGGAGGAUACGCAYGGAUCGCYGCACCCUUGUCAAGAUUGCAGUCUCCACAGGUGCCCUUCCACUUCACCGAUGAARKYCGCAGUUCGUUCCACAAAUURAAGACGGCGUUGCUCCUCRCUCCCGUCUUGAGUWUCUACGAUCCCACCUUGCCUACGAGAGUGACUACGGACGCUUCCGGCUACRRCAUGGGUGCAGUUUUGGAACAACAUGAUGGAGUAGAUUGGCACCCGGUUGAGUACUUCAGCCAAAAGGUGYCUCCCAUMAACUCGGUUGAUGAUGCGCGGAAGAAGGAGUUGCUCGCGUUCGUCACGGUACUCAAGCGUUGGCGRCACGUCCUCCUCGGGCGUCGUAGGUUYACUUGGGUGACRGAUAAUAACUCRUUGACCUACUACAAGACGCAAGACACGGUGAGCAGCACGAUUGCUCGGUGUAUGUACUUCAUCGAUCAGUUCGACUUCACACCGAAACAUAUCCCGGGCCUCUCCAACCGAGCCGCGGAUGCUCUCUCGCGAAGAUCAGAUCUUUGCGCAGUGACUCGCCACGCGUUCAGUUUCAACGAAGCCCUUCAUCAGCAUUUUGUGCGAGCAUAUAAGUCCGAUCCGGAAUACGCCACGCUCUACGAGCAACUAUCCUCAGACCACCCGCCGGCCAGCCACUAUCGCAUCAUCGAUCAUCGAUGGCUACCUGCUGCUUCACUCAUGAGGCAAGGACUUACUAUGCGUCCCACACGACCGUCGCUUACGGACUCGUCUCCUCGGCGAGUACCACGACUCGAGACUCGCCGGCCACCUCGGAGUCAACCGUACGAUCGCAAGACUUCGGCAGCGAUUCYGAUGGCCUGAYCUCAUUACCGACGUCACUCRRUAUUGCGACUCUUGCGAAG
Molecule: messenger RNA, 2489 nt
Organism: Chara braunii
Lineage: Eukaryota; Viridiplantae; Streptophyta; Charophyceae; Charales; Characeae
Source: the annotation of a GenBank genome assembly